Molecule: messenger RNA, 270 nt
Organism: Clunio marinus
Lineage: Eukaryota; Metazoa; Arthropoda; Insecta; Diptera; Chironomidae
Source: the annotation of a GenBank genome assembly
AUGCCGACAGUGGAAUUGGUGGGUGGAAAUGAUUUUGAAGAGUUUUUAAUCUGUGGAAAUCUUUUUCAAUUAAAUAUUGAUCAUAUCACCCUUUCAACAGUUUCCUUUUAUACUUUGAUGCUUCAGCACUUGACUAACAGUCAUCUCGGUGUAUGUUGCGAACUUUAUUAUGAGUCACUCACAUUUGGUGGUAACGAACCAUACAAAGUGACGUCGAUUAGACACAUUUUAGAUUAUCUCGAAAUUUGGUUUCUUUCUUUUUUCGACUGA